This is a messenger RNA of Nycticebus coucang (slow loris), 1041 nucleotides long. RefSeq names its product ragulator complex protein LAMTOR3-like. Gene Ontology annotation, biological process: positive regulation of TOR signaling; cellular response to amino acid stimulus. NCBI's taxonomy places the organism in Eukaryota, Metazoa, Chordata, Mammalia, Primates, Lorisidae. The record is from RefSeq and is a predicted model, not a curated record. Gene Ontology annotation, cellular component: Ragulator complex. The transcript has a single exon. The coding region runs from base 172 to 546 and encodes 124 amino acids.
CGGCGUCGGAGUCUCAAUCGCUUCCUGGAGCUCUGACUAGGUCAAGAGUCAUGUGACAGUGGCUUGCUGAAGCCCCAGUCUUUGAAGCUGUCCCUGAAGUGACAGCAGAGAGAAGCGGGCAGACAGAAAUCCAGGCGUGGAGAUUGAUCCUGUGGGAGAAAGGGGUUCAUCAUGGCAGAUGACCUAAAGCGAUUCCUGUAUAAAAAGUUACCAAGUGUUGAAGGACUCCAUGCUAUUGUUGUGUCUGAUAGAGAUGGAUUACCUGUUAUUAAAGUAGCCAAUGAUAAUGCUCCAGAACAUGCUUUGAGACCUGGUUUCUUAUCUACUUUUGCCCUUGCAACAGACCAAGGAAGCAAACUUGGACUUUCAAAAAAUAAAAGUAUCAUCUGUUACUAUAACACCUACCAGGUGGUUCAAUUUAAGCGGUUACCUCUGGUGGUAAGUUUCAUAGCCAGCAGCAAUGCCAAUACAGGACUAAUUGUCAGCCUAGAAAAGGAACUUGCUCCAUUAUUUGAAGAAUUGAGACAAGUUGUGGAAGUUUCUUAAUCUGACAGUGGUUUCAAUGUGUACCUUAUGUUCAUUAUAGCAACAUAAUAUCAAUCCAACAGUCUUUAGAUCAUAGUAAUACUUCCAUCCAUGUGCUCCAGAAAGGGCCCUCUUUUCCACCUUAUACUAAAGAAAGAGCUUAAAAAUAUAAUUUAUAGACAGAUUGAUUGUUAUAUUUUCUUGUAUAGGGUCUUUUCUUAUUUAGUGAGAUCUGAGGAUAUCACAAAAAUGGUUUAGUCUAUCACAGCUCCCAUGGAGUUACAGUCACCAGAUAGGAAUGAGAUUCUAUUCAGUGGGUCAGAAUCAAAAUGGUGCAUUGAUCCACUUGAGCCAUUAAGUGUUCCCUACUGUACAGUUUGCCCACCCCUGCAGAAUGAAGCAGAUUCUUUUUAUUGUGAAUAAUUAUAAGGACAUAUUUUUCUUCAGAUUAUGUUUUAUUUCUUUGCAUUGAGUAUGAGGAAAAUGAAAUGGCUUAGUAAAGGUAAUAAAAUCAGU